AAGAGGGUACCGUCCAGAGGACAGAUCAAGGCGGCAGAACAUCUGACCCCUGUCCUUCCGCAGCUUGAGCAAGGGAAGGGCGGCCUUGAUUGGGCUCUCAAGCAUGACGGAGAGUACCCAGAGCUUUCCGACAUCCUCACACAGGGCGGUUCGAACGGGUAUAUAAUCACCACAGAUCAAGCAUGGAUGCCUAUUACAACAACCCGCGUCGUGAACAUCCCAGACAUAAUGUUUGAGCAGUAUAAUGCUACGAAAAUCCAGACACAUAUGGGUUUGUUUCCGGAGAUUCAACGAGCUUGGAUGACUGUCGACAACAAACUUUACCUUUGGAACUAUAUGAACGGAGAGGAUUUCCAAUCGUUUGAAGAUCAGGUUCAUGCCAUCACCUACGUGAAACUCGUCAAGCCGAAACCAGGGCUAUUUGUCGCUGGCAUUUCGCACCUUCUUGUCAUCGUGACAGCCAGUCAGAUUUCUCUUAUGGGUGUAUCGGCUGCUCAGAAAGGUGAAAUUACACUGUACGGGACCCAGAUGAAUGUUCAGAACAUAUCCGGAUCAAACAUCGUGUGUGUCGAGGGAACCAACGAUGGAAGAAUUUUCUUGGCUGGCUUAGAUGGAGAGCUCUACGAGUUGUCAUAUGACCACAGAGAAAAGUGGUUCUGGCAAUCUACGCAAGCUGUUUGUCGCACGAAGGGUUCGGCAAGUAGCGUGUUAUCAAUGUUCUCCGUUAGGGGAAUAUGGGGGGCAAAAGGUGACCCAGAAACAAUCGUACAGAUUGUCGUGGACGACUCAAGGUCCUUGAUUUACACGCUCGGAUCGAAGGCUACCAUCAGGGCCUAUCAUCUGGUACCGGACGGUGUAAACCUCAUGAUCAAUCACACGAGUGUUGAUCUGUCCAAGGGGGCAAAAAUGCUAGGCGUUCCCGCAUCCUAUCUCAGCGCGGAUCCGUCCAAAGAAGCAGUUCAGGUGGUUUCGAUCUGGCCUGUGGGGACUGAGCAAAGCAGAAUCCUUCACCUCGUGGCUGUUCUUUCCACAGGAUGCAGAUUAUACUUGGCCGCUACUAGCGGCAACAAUCUGGCCAGUUCAAGUCUGCCUCCCAACUCCAUGCAGGUGAGACAUGUACGAUACCCUCCAACUCAAAUCACCGGUACCGGUCCAAACCAGACUACUACAGCUCUGCUCUCGCCAACCACUCAAGCGCAUCUCUUCCCAUCUAACCUUUUCCUCGCGUUCGUUGGGAAAGAUAAAAUGUUUGCUUCGACCCCUAAUACCGGCAAGAUCGCGAUGAGCCAGCAAUAUGGUGCCGUACAGUUCACCGAGAAUGCUACGUGGGUACCGCUCGAGGGCGCAGUGCAUGACGUUGCCUUGAUUAACAAUGCGUCGUCAGCGGCAAAUGAUCUUGCAACACAGUUCUCCAUGCCAUUUCCAGAAAUUGCCGUUCUUACGAACAUGGGUGUUUACUUGCUGCGGAAGAUGAAGGCGGCGGAAAUCCUCGGGAACGUCAUCAAGCAUGGGUCGGCUUCGGCUCUAGGACUUGAGGGUGAAGUGAGAAAGUACUUCGAGAAUAUGACCCGAGAAGAGGGUUGCGCGAACAGUCUGGCAGUUGCGUGCGGCUAUGGCGGAACAUCAGAUGAUCCGAGUGCGUUCCGCAACAGUAUUUACAACAGCCCUGGUGCACGCUCUAGGCAAGGAGUUACGGAUGUUGUGGAAACAGCCCGUAAGUGCUUCAUCGAAUUUGGAGGACGUCCUGUUGCACAACCCGACGCCAACGGACAGUACUCCCUUGAUAAUGUGGCUCUUUCCGGUCGCUACUUUGGUCUGGCCAAGUAUAUGGCGAGGCUUCUGGUGCCUGUAUGGAAGAGGGGAUUCAUGAGGCAAGUUGUUGUCAGUCAACAUGGCCAACCAGGCAUGCUCACAUACGCGCAAGGCAUUCCAUCGUCAGUGCUGCAGCGCAUUCAGCGUGACUUGAUUAUCUUGGCUCAAUUCUUGGAGGAGAACCGCAAUUCCAUCGACGGACUUGCUGGUUCGGACAAGAUGAUGGGUAUCGGGUUGAACCGACCGGAGGAGUUGGCCUUGCAGGCGGAACAUCGCGCGAUGAAUUCUCUCACCAAGCUUCUUACGCAAGUUAUCGAGGGCAUCUCCUUCCUUUUGGUGCUCUUUGACAAGUCAAAUCAACUGCAUCCCAUUGUGAUGAACUUGAGCGAAGAACUUCGACAGCAGUGCUUGGGUUUGAGUCAUGAAUUACUCUUCAUCACUGUUCAGGGCAAGGAAGUUGUGAAAGAGCUUGUCACGCAGAUUGUGAACCAACAGAUCGGUGCAGGCCUCUCCGUCGAUGCUGUCAGCGAGACUUUGAGGAAGAAGUGUGGCAGUUUCUGCUCAGCCGACGACGUAUUGAUGUACAAGGCCAUCGAGCAGUUGCGUCGUGCGAAGCAGCAGGUUGAGGGUUCGGAAGACAGAUAUGAAUUGCUUCGCGAGAGUUUGAGGCUUUUCACGAAAACGGCGGGUUCAUUGUCGGUGGAUACCUUGAAGGAGGCUGUGGAUGAGUUCCAAACACUGAACUUCCAUGCUGGCGCAAUUGAACUAGCAUUGGAUGUUGCGAAGGCGUGCGAUCCCAACCAGCUAGCUUUCGGCUACCUUGCAGAUGGUAAGGCGGAGAUUGAUACCCGUGCUCCCUUCUACAGUAAGCGCAUGAGCUGUUAUUCCAUCGUCUUCAAUCUUCUCGAGGAUGUCGACAGCAGAGUACGGGAUGAGGCAACGGUGAGAAUGGCGUACGAGGUCACUUACAAUGCCAACGACGAGCUGCUCCACAGCGCGCUCUACGACUGGUAUCUGUCUAAGGGUCUUGGUGACCGACUUCUCGACUUGCAAACCGCGUACAUUGAGGCAUAUCUGGAGCGCAACAGCAAAGCGUCUCCCGAGCUCGCUGAUAUGCUUUGGCAGUAUUACGUACGUAGGGAGUCGUGGCUUCAAGCGACAAAGGUUUUAUCAGCCCUGGCUUCAGGAGAUUUCAAGAUCCCCCUGGAGCGUCGCAUCGAAUACUUGUCUCGCGCUCGUUUCCAUUCCAAUAUGCAGGUUCCGAUCCAUGAGAGGCAGGCUAUGGCCGAGAUUGCACAGACCGUUCAGGAAGAGCUGGAUGUUGCGCAAAUUCAGGCAGAGCUGGUCGGCACCAUCAAGGAUGACGAACGACCGGAGUCUCAGGUUAAGGCACGGAUGAUCGACCAUUUGGAUGGCAAACUGAGGCCAUUGAAUGAGUUGUUCAAUAAUUAUGCUGAUCCCCUUGGCUACGGUGAGGUCUGCCUUGCGAUCUUCCAGGCCGCGGAUUACCGCGUAUCACACGAGAUUACCGCAUGCUGGGAGAAGAUCAUCCAAAAGGAGCACGAGAGAUCAGUGGUCAAAGGCACAAUCCAGCCAUGGGAAGCUGUCUCUGAGGUCAUCCGUCGUCUUGGUCUUCGCUUCUCCCCAUCAGAGAGCAUAUUCGAGCCUGAGCACCUUGUUCCGAUGGUGGAAAAGUACUCUUUGGAGAAGCAGAAGGAUGUUGCACCAUCGGGCUGGGUGCCAAAGGCUUUCCUGUCUGCGCGUGUCCCGCCAGAGCAGCUGUUUUCGAUCUUGGACGAAAUGUACGAUCGAAAGGAGUACCCUUGGCAGGGCAAGGCAGCGUUGCUCAUUUUGGUCAGGGACAUAUUGGUCAUUUGCGAGCACUGGGUGAACGAGGCGUCCAAGUUAGGAACUAGAUUUGCGUACGAGAAAGUGCUCGCCGCACUGGCAGGGUAUGGCAAGACGGUGGAGGAUCGGGAGACUCGCCAGCGCUUGAGCGAGUUAGAGGCCGAGAUUAGGCGCAAGUUUUAGUUUAUGAAAAAGGACGAUACUCAAAGUUCAAUUAGAUUUAGCUAAUACGGUAGCAAGCUGUCGUGUGCACGGUCAGUGUCUUCAAUUGCGAGAUACAGUACUGGUAAUGUUGCCGUUUUCUUAUUUGACGCGGGUCCGGUUCUUCAGUUAAAAAGGUUUGAAAGAUGAUUUGCC
Molecule: messenger RNA, 4017 nt
Organism: Saitoella complicata NRRL Y-17804
Lineage: Eukaryota; Fungi; Ascomycota; Saitoellomycetes; Saitoellales; Saitoellaceae
Product: nucleoporin-domain-containing protein
Exons: 4
Coding region: 187-3843 (1218 amino acids)
Biological process (GO): protein import into nucleus; transcription-dependent tethering of RNA polymerase II gene DNA at nuclear periphery; protein localization to nuclear inner membrane
Cellular component (GO): nuclear pore inner ring; nuclear pore
Molecular function (GO): structural constituent of nuclear pore; protein binding
Source: RefSeq, a predicted model, not a curated record